Salmo salar (Atlantic salmon) is the source of this 2215-nucleotide messenger RNA. NCBI's taxonomy places the organism in Eukaryota, Metazoa, Chordata, Actinopteri, Salmoniformes, Salmonidae. The record is from RefSeq and is a predicted model, not a curated record.
AGAAAUGGUAGUAAAGAAGAAGAAAGGAGAGACGAGAGAGAGCGGAGAGGCAGAGAAAGAAAUGGUAGUAAAGAAGAAGAAAGGAGAGACGAGAGAGAGCGGAGAGGCAGAGAAAGAAAUGGUAGUAAAGAAGAAGAAAGGAGAGACGAGAGAGAGCGGAGAGGCAGAGAAAGAAAUGGUAGUAAAGAAGAAGAAAGGAGAGACGAGAGAGAGCGGAGAGGCAGAGAAAGAAAUGGUAGUAAAGAAGAAGAAAGGAGCUGAGGCCACAGUAGCAGUACAGGAGGAGGAACAGAAUAACACCAAAAAGAAGAAACCCAAGUUCUCCAGCAGCGCUGCAGACACCACCAUGGAGACGGAAGGAAAGGAGGGCAAGAUGAAGAAAGAGAAGAGAAAGGCCUCUGCACUAACAGAGAAGGAGGAUGUGAUGGUGGUGGACAAGCGGAAGCCCAAACAUAUGAAAAGGGUGGAUACGAAAGGAGUAGUGGAACAGGCGGAGGACGGAGAGAGCAAGGGAAGGAAAAAGGUGAAGAAGAGCUCCUCUGAGGUAGAGACAGAAAUGGAGGACAGCACCCCUCACAAGAAAGGGAAGAAGAUUAUGACGAAGGGGAAAAAGAAGAUAAAGGUGGAGAGCUGCACCCCUGAAGACCAGGAGAGGGACCAGACGGACGUGGUUUUCCUGUCAGAGACCAGGGGAAACGCCUUCGAGAUCAAUAUUGAUCAGGGGAGACGCCUGGCCUUGCAGAAUGAGAUCGACCAGAAGUCUAAUCCAGUCCAACUCAAACCGGUACCAUCGGGUUUGGGCCAGUGGGGCACUGCCCAGUUUGACAGUUCCGACCAACACAAUAAGUUCCUGCGGUUGAUGGGCGGCUUCAAGAAGGGCGGGCAGCCAAUGGCAGCGAGCGGUGCGACGGGAGGGCGGGCCAACAUGGCGCUGACUAAAGACGGACAGCAGAGCUUGCAGCAAGGCCUACUGGGCGAGUUUGAGCGCGCUCAGUCGCGCCGCAUGGACUUCACGGGAAAGGGGGCGGGACUUGGGUUCUCAGCGCCGUCCAAUAAGAAGUUCUCGAUUGACAUCAACACAACCCGAUCUGUGCGCUUCGAUGACUGAGUCGGGACGGACCCUUGAGUGUGUGUCUAGCAGCCAAAACAGAUUUGGAUGAGCGUGUGUACCUUUUCUCUUGCAGGGUCUUGGGAUUGUCUGUCUGUCUGCGAAUGUGGUGUGUAUUAAUGUAUAUACGGUACCAGUCAAAAGUUUGGACACACCUACUCAUUACAGCGUUUUUCUUUAUUUUGGACUAUUUUCUACAUUGUAGAAUAAUAGUGAAGACAUCAAAUAACACAUGGAAUCAGGCUGUAACCAAAAAAGUGUUAAACAAAUCAAAAUAUAUUUUAUAUUUGAGAUUCUUCAAAGUAGCCACCCUUUGCCUUGAUGACAGCUUUGCACACUCUUGGCAAAUAUAUUUUGAUUUGUUGAACACUUUUUUUGGUUACUACAUGGUUCCAUAUGUGUUAUUUUAUCGUUUUGAUGUCUUCACUAUUAUUCUACAAUGUAGAAAAAGCUAAAGAAAAAUCCUGAAAUGAGUCUCCCAACUUUUGACUGGUAACAAAAAUAUAAAUGCAAUAAUUUCAAUGAGUUACAGUUAUAAAGAAAUCAGAAAUACAUUCAUUAGGCCCUAAUCUAUAGAUUUCACAUGGAUGGGCCUACCCACUGGGGAGCCAGGUCCAGCCAAUCAAAAAGGGCAUUUCCCCACAAAAAGGCUUUAUUACAGACAGAAAUACUCAGUUUUAUCUGCUGUCUGGGUGGAGGGUCUCAGACGAUCCCGCAGGUGAAGAAGACUGAACUUCGAGGUCCUGGGCUGGCUUGGUUACACGAGGUCUGUGGUUGUGAGGUUGGUUGGAUGUACUGCCAAAUUCUCGAAAAUGACAUUGGAGGCAACUUAUGGUAAAAAAUGAACAUUCAAAUCUUUGGCAACAGCUCUGGUGGACAUUCCUGUAGUCAGCAUGCCAAUUGCACACGCCCUCAAAACUUGAGGUAUCUGUGGCAAAACUGCACAUUUGAGUGGCAUUUUGUCCCCAGCACAAGGUGCACCUGUGUAAUUGAUAUGACACACCUGUCAGGUGGAUGGAUUAUCUAGGAAAAGGAGAAAUGCUCACUAACAUGGAUGUAAGCGAGUGUGUACACAAUGAGAAAAAUAACAUUUGUGUGUGUAUGGAA